This is a messenger RNA of Leptinotarsa decemlineata (Colorado potato beetle), 1369 nucleotides long. RefSeq names its product Transcription factor IIEbeta (gene TfIIEbeta). Lineage: Eukaryota; Metazoa; Arthropoda; Insecta; Coleoptera; Chrysomelidae. Gene Ontology annotation, biological process: transcription initiation at RNA polymerase II promoter. Gene Ontology annotation, molecular function: TFIIH-class transcription factor complex binding. The record is from RefSeq and is a predicted model, not a curated record. Gene Ontology annotation, cellular component: transcription factor TFIIE complex.
UGUCAGAUCAAAUUAACAGCUGAUGAGGUGCUAUAAACAUGGGUGACAAAUAAAGAGUAAAUUAUCUUGUGUCAACAAUAACGUUGUCUAAUUACCAAAACAAGCUUGUGAAUUCAGUAUUAUAGGCGAUUUACUUUUUUUUCUAAAUUAUCUAAGAAAAUGGAUCCAGCCUUACUAAGGGAAAGAGAGUUAUUCAAAAAGAAAGCAUUAACAACACCAACAGUUGAGAAAAAAAAAUCUGAACCGAAACCGGAACCUAACAAAGAAGAAAAGAAAAAGUCAAAAUCAUCAAGUGGGAGUAAUGUUGCCCCAAAGCUUGAUAUAAACACGUAUAAAACAUCUACAGGAAGUUCCCAGUACCGUUUUGGAGUUUUAGCAAAAAUUGUUAAACAUAUGAAAACACGACAUCAAGAUGGUGAAACAUAUCCUCUAACAUUAGAAGAAAUAUUAGAUGAGACGAAUCAACUUGAUGUUGGAAAUAAAGUCAAACAGUGGUUGCAAACUGAAGCCCUCAUAAAUAAUCCUAAAAUAGAGGUGACACCAGAAGGAAAGUUUUUAUUCAAAGCUUUAUAUAGACUCAAAGAUAGAAAAAGUUUACUGAAGUUGUUGAAACAGCAAGAUUUGAAAGGCCUAGGAGGUGUCUUGUUAGAUGAUGUUCAAGAAUCUUUACCUCAUUGUGAAAAAGCUCUCAGGAUUUUACAAAAUCAGAAUGAAAUAAUUUUCAUCACGAGGCCUAUGGAUAAAAAAAAAGUCUUGUUUUAUAAUGAUAGAACAGCGUCGUUGCCGAUUGAUGAGGACUUUCAGAAAUUAUGGAGAUCUGUAGCAGUAGAUGCAAUGGAUGAUGCUAAAAUUGAAGAGUAUUUAGACAAACAAGGAAUUCGAUCAAUGCAGGAUCAUGGCCCUAAAAAACCAGUUGCUCCUAAAAGAAAAAAGGUUGGAAGUCGCAAAAAGGUGUUCAAGAAACCCCGAGACAACGAGCAUUUGGCAGAUGUACUUGAGACUUAUGAGAAUGACACAUUGACUCAAAAAAAUACUGUAUAAAAUAGUUACAUUCAGUUGGAGAUGAAAAUAAAAAAAAUAGCGAGAGGUGGUCAAAGUCUGGUCAUUUUAUUGAGGAUUUACUAUCAGAUUGGACACCAGAAAAGAGUAUCUGAACCUAAUUUCUGGAAAGAUCAUAUUUAUCUUCUGUGGAACCUUAGACGUUGGCGUUGUCUUUUUUAAGAAUCUCAAAUUUAAUUAAUUAAAUUGAUAAAUUGAAUCUCUCCUUAUUUAAUCUAAUCAAAAUGGUUUUCUUACACACCAGGUUUUUCAUUGAAGUGUUUUCAUGCUGUGUACAGAAAUAGUUAUUAAACUGAUUAUCGCCUUGGGA